This is a messenger RNA of Lasiodiplodia theobromae, 1344 nucleotides long. RefSeq names its product Nickel transporter. Bases 1 to 1344 code for a protein of 447 amino acids. Gene Ontology annotation, molecular function: nickel cation transmembrane transporter activity. Gene Ontology annotation, cellular component: plasma membrane. Gene Ontology annotation, biological process: nickel cation transmembrane transport. The transcript has 7 exons. The record is from RefSeq and is a predicted model, not a curated record. NCBI's taxonomy places the organism in Eukaryota, Fungi, Ascomycota, Dothideomycetes, Botryosphaeriales, Botryosphaeriaceae.
AUGGCCGAGCCGCUGCAGAACUACCCUUCCGCGGGGACCGACAUCCAAGUCGAAGAUAAGGUCUCAUUUCUGGGAAAUGUUUCAAAGAAGGCUGAGAUGUACCACGGCCGCGUGCCAUACCUGCGUCGGCUGCCGUUCCCUGCCUUGGCCAUUAUCAUUCUGAUAGCCCUGGUUAAUGCCGCUGUCUGGGUGGCCGUGGGAAUCGUCUUGCACUUUCAUCCCGCUCUUAUUUCUACGGCUAUUCUCUCCUACACCCUUGGCCUGCGUCAUGCUCUGGAUGCAGACCAUAUUUCUGCCAUCGAUCUCAUGACACGCCGCCUUAUUGCCGCGGGCCAGAGGCCUGUGACUGUCGGCAUGUUCUUUUCUCUGGGCCACUCAACGAUUGUCAUAGUCACCUCAAUCGUUGUUGCAGCCACGGCCUCUGCCGUCUCCGACAAGUUUGACAGAUUCUCCCAAGUCGGUGGCAUUAUCGGCACCUCCGUGUCCGCCGCUUUCUUGAUCCUGCUGGGCAUCAUGAACGUUUACAUCCUGUACCGCCUGGUAAAGCAACUCAAUGCGCUGCUGGCCGCCCAUCCUAGUGAAGAGGAAGAUGAAGACUUCAAGAUCCACGGUGGGGGAUGCCUCUUCAACAUCUUCAAGAGCAUGUUCAAGAUGAUUGACCGGCCCUGGAAGAUGUACCCCCUUGGAGUCCUCUUCGGUCUCGGCUUCGACACCUCGUCAGAGAUCGCACUGCUCGGCAUCUCUUCCAUCCAAGCGGCGCGCGGCACGUCCAUCUGGCUGAUCCUGCUCUUCCCCUUGCUCUUCACGGCAGGCAUGUGCCUGCUCGACACGGCCGACGGCGCGCUGAUGAUGUCGCUCUACACAUCCACCGCCCUGGCCCGCGACCGCAUCGCCAUCCUCUACUACAGCAUCGUCCUCACCGUCAUCACCGUCGUCGUCGCCCUCGUCAUCGGCGUCAUCCAGCUGCUCACCCUCAUCCUCAACGUCGCCGAGCCUACCGGCCGCUUCUGGGACGGCGUCGAAAAGGCUGGCGAUAGCUAUGAGAUCAUCGGUGGCGCCAUCUGUGGUUCUUUCAUCGUCUUCGGCGCCCUUAGCGUUGUCCUCUACAAGCCCUGGCGUAGGCGCAUCGACGAGAGGCGCGAAAGGCGUCAGGCUGCUCUGCUCCAGAACAACCAGCAAGAUCCGGCUUCGGGCGACCGGGAGGGCCGCGAGACGCCUAUCAGAAGGACCACUCCUUAUGGCACGGUCGAGAUCACGGACGAGGAGAGCCAGACGGCGCACCAGAGCAAGAGGAAGGGCGACAGGCAGCAAAUUUCGGCGCAGGAGAUUGGCGAGCACGCCUAA